Messenger RNA from Lemur catta (Ring-tailed lemur), 2245 nucleotides. It is a transcript of the gene GM2A, whose product is annotated as GM2 ganglioside activator. Gene Ontology annotation, molecular function: lipid carrier activity; enzyme activator activity. Gene Ontology annotation, cellular component: cytoplasmic side of plasma membrane. Lineage: Eukaryota; Metazoa; Chordata; Mammalia; Primates; Lemuridae. The record is from RefSeq and is a predicted model, not a curated record. The transcript has 4 exons. The coding region runs from base 169 to 750 and encodes 193 amino acids. Gene Ontology annotation, biological process: ganglioside catabolic process; lipid transport.
GGCCCGGAAACGUCUGGCCCGGGCGGGGCGGGGCGAACCGGCCGGUGGCUGGCCUCGGCUUUGCAUAGCAAUGCCCGGCUUUGCAUAAGCAAUGCAGACUGGCAUUUAAAGGCCCGCGGCCGUCACCAGGGAUCUUGUAGUUAACUCCGUGCAGACCCAUCCUUCGCGAUGCAGCCCCUGUUGCAGGCUCCGCUGCUGCUGGCCCUAGGCUUGCUUCUCGCUGGCCCUGCGGCCCCUGCGCACGUCCACCUGAAGCAGCUUAGUAGCUUCUCCUGGGAUAACUGUGACGAAGGGAAGGACCCUGCGGUGAUCAAAAGCCUGACUCUGGAGCCUGACCCCAUAGUCGUUCCUGGGAAUGUGACCAUCAGUGCCAAUGGCAAGACCAGUGUCGCCCUCACUUCUCCUCUGAAGGUGGAAUUAACUGUGGAGAAGGAAGUGGCUGGCUUCUGGGUCAAAAUCCCCUGCGUGGAACAGAUUGGCAGCUGUACAUAUGAAGACUUCUGUGAUGUGCUUGAUACUAUUAUUCCCCCUGGGGAGCCCUGCCCAGAGCCCUUGCACACCUACGGGCUUCCCUGCCACUGUCCCUUCAAAGAUGGCACCUACUCACUGCCCAAGAGUGAUUUCACCGUGCCUGACCUGGAGCUGCCCAGCUGGCUCAGCACCGGGAACUACCGCAUCGAGAGCAUCCUGAGCAGCGACGGGAGCCGUCUGGCCUGCGUCAAGAUUGCCGCCUCUCUAAAGGGCAAAUAACGGGGCACCAGCCACACCAGAGUGAAAGGGUAGAGGAAGGUCUCUCUUCCUCUGUCUUGUGUUUGCCAAGGCCAAAUUCUGACUCUGCCCUUCUCCAGCUCCUUUCUACAAUGAUCUGCUACCCUCACUGAAAAUCAUCUUGCGUCACUUACAUUUUAGGCUGGGGCAAGCAGCCCUGAUCUAAUGGAGGUCCAGUCUGGCAGCUCUUGAUAGCCCAGGACAUCUGCUGGGCGAGCCAUGUCACUUCCCCCACCUCUGUGGCUUUCUUUCUAAAGAGCUUCAUUCGUUUCCCAAACAGUCAAGGAAUGGGAACCCAUGUGUCUUGGGACAUCAAAACAGUUUAGACUGACCUAGUCUCGGCCUCCUGAAGUACCUUUAUGACUUUCUUUUUUACUGGUUACUAACUUAAAGUGAGAGUAUUAACAUUUUCGUUCUACUCCAGCCCCCUUUUACAAUGGAGAGCCUUAAGUAGUUGAUCUUAGUCUGGUCCUCCAUUAAUUUCUGUGAUUAAUUUUGAUUUCUUUUCUAGGUUUGCCCAAUUAACACCGGCGCCCAAUGUGUGCUGGAGAGGCAGGGUGUGUGCGGGAAGUCCCUUGGGGGAGAUAUUUAGGAACUCGUUUACAAACUCAGGUGCCGCAGGGUCAAACAAGAGACUUCAGUGAGUGACGAGGACUACUAGAAACACGUUUCCUCUUUUUUGGAUAAAGAUAAUACAUACAAUGGAUACAGUAAAUACUUCUCAUACUACACAAAAAGCUGGAGCACAUAUGCAUUGAUACCAGGCAGCCAAGCCCGGGCUCCGGCUGUGUCUAAUUAAGGAUGGCAAGGACUGGGAUAAUUUGGAGAGUACACAGCCAGUUCGUAAGGAUGACCCAGCUAUAAGCAGGCAGUGCCAUGUAAAAAUGCUGUGGGCCUAGUAUUGCCAAAUAGUCUCAACUUUUUCUCCAAGAGAAGCCAAAAAUCCAGAUUUUUAUAUGAAAUCUUACAAUUUUUAAACAUUGGCAGCUAAUUUUUUUUUUUUAACACUGUGGGCCAAAGGGGCCAAAUGGACAUGUUGGUGGGGAAAUUUGGCUCGUGGGUAUCCAGUUUGCAACCUCUGAUCUAAGACCGUGCACACCUUGUCCUCUCAAGACAACUCCUGGCACCAUUUCUCCCUCCAUAGGGCCAAAUCCAUAGUUUCUGGCUCCUAGGAGAAGGCUCUUCCAGUGCCAGGGGAGGUGCAGGCGGCCUCUCAGCUCUGAGCUGUAGGGAUCCCAGGGCUGCCUGCCCCAGCCUUGGAGACCCGUCAGGGUGAAUGGCGCAGAUACGGAAGAGUUGGCCCCACAGGCAGAUGCUCUGCGGGGUGCAACGAAGAGAGGGUGACUCGAUGUCAGUCUGCCUGGAUUUGUCCACUACCCUGUCAUGCCAUGACAACUUCCUGAACCACACACCAGCCCGGCAUUCUGGGCUCAUCUGAAGCCUGGAAUGGCAAUAAAUCUUUUUAACUUGCUGAGAA